Messenger RNA from Micromonas commoda, 342 nucleotides. RefSeq lists its product with no specific name. The transcript has a single exon. The record is from RefSeq and is a predicted model, not a curated record. The coding region runs from base 1 to 342 and encodes 113 amino acids. Lineage: Eukaryota; Viridiplantae; Chlorophyta; Mamiellophyceae; Mamiellales; Mamiellaceae.
AUGCCAAAGAGGAGUAAGAUGCUUCUGAUGCUUCUGGUGGUGUUGCUUUGCUGUCCACGCCCUUCUCGGGCAAACGAGGGAGACAAAAAGUUUCAGCUUCAAGCCAUACUGUGCUCGACCCCUGAGUGGUCACUUCUUGAGACUUUGGUGACAGCUCCGUUGGUCGGUAGCUACAACGUUCAGAAUUCUUCUCUUCUCCAGAAGCUCCUCUCCCGUUUCAUCCCCGUCUCUGGGACUCUCGAGGUGCGCGCAGACAGUUCAGCCAAACUCUUCCUCCUUUUCGUCCACUUGCCACUUAUUGCUCCAAUCCCUCGCGCCCCAAUCAAAGUAUACCUGCAGUGA